This is a messenger RNA of Penicillium chermesinum, 6399 nucleotides long. Its product is annotated as putative ubiquitin-protein ligase E3 component (UBR1). The coding region runs from base 1 to 6399 and encodes 2132 amino acids. Gene Ontology annotation, biological process: ubiquitin-dependent protein catabolic process via the N-end rule pathway; protein ubiquitination. The record is from RefSeq and is a predicted model, not a curated record. Gene Ontology annotation, molecular function: ubiquitin protein ligase activity; zinc ion binding. Gene Ontology annotation, cellular component: cytoplasm; ubiquitin ligase complex. Lineage: Eukaryota; Fungi; Ascomycota; Eurotiomycetes; Eurotiales; Aspergillaceae. The transcript is spliced from 3 exons.
AUGCCCAUGCUCUCAGAAUGUGAGAAAAUCCUCGGCGACGGUCUUCUGCGCUUACCCUCCAAGCAUAACUGCCGCUAUGGCCCGCAAGCAGAGCGCGACCUGCUAGAGCUCCUGUUCCGAUCGCUCGUAGGGCACAACGAAGAGCUGAUACACCACCUUUUCCCCGACGGCGCGCCGGCUGGACCGUGGAAGCUUGCAGAGGCACAAGGUGCCCGUGAGGGAGCAGAAUACAGCGAGUCCGCGCGAGGCAAACGCUGCGGGCAUAUUUUUCGGUCGGGUGAGGCCACUUACCGCUGCAUCACCUGUGCGGCCGACGAAACCUGUGUCUUGUGUAGCCGGUGUUUCGACUCGUCAGACCACACGGGGCAUCAGUACCAGAUCUCGCUCUCCUCUGGAAAUUGCGGUUGCUGUGAUUGUGGCGAUGAUGAGGCCUGGAGACUCCCACUUUUCUGUGCUAUCCACACCGACAGCGGCAAUGCGAAGGGGAAAGAGCGCGCUCAGCGGGAACUUCCGCCCGACCUUAUUACUUCCAUCCGUUCAACCAUCUCUCGAGUGCUGGAUUACUUUUGUGAUGUGAUUUCUUGCUCGCCGGAGAAUUUGCGGUUACCCAAGACUGCCGAGGGGAUUAAGCAGGAUGAGGAGGCAUCGCGGUUACGUCCCGACUGGUCUGAGGUGGGUGAUGAAGCGGAGGAGGAACCCGAGUUUGCGCUUAUGCUGUGGAAUGACGAGAAACAUACCAUCCGCGAUGUCGCCCAUCAGGUCAGUCGUGCCUGUCGUGAGAGAGACAGCUUCGGUAUUGAGCGGGCUCACGAAGUCAAUGAUAUUGGCCGCACGGUGGUGCGAUAUAGCAGGGACUUGCAGAGGCUUUUGGCUGUAUCAAAGAUUAUCGAGGAGAUCAAGGUCACUGUUACGGUUCGAUCUGCACGCGACACAUUCCGUGAACAGAUGUGUGGGACUAUCGUUGAGUGGCUGGCUGACAUUGCUGGCUGCAGCAUCCUUGAUGAUAACGAGAUUUUCCGCCAAAUCAUUUGCGAAGAAUUGCUUAUGCCGUGGAGGAAAGGAAGCGGAGCAUACAAUGCAGAAAUUGGCCUAAAAGGCAUCGACGAUCAUGAAAGAACGGAGCAUUUACCUGGUCGCACUGUUAUGCUCACUCUUCCUCCUCAUGGCCAGAUCAUUCUGGCGACAGAGGAAGAGGAGGCUGCAGAUGAAGAUGAGGAUAUCGGAGACGAGGGUAAUGAUGACGAUUAUGUAGAAGCCCACGAUGAUGCCGAUGACGAAGAUGACAUGGAAGUCGAUCUCGCUCGUCUUCAAGCUGAGGUUGAAGGCGAAGCAGCGUCUGACGAAGAUAUGGACAUGGUGACCGCAGAUCAUGGGCUGACAUUUUCCGAAAUCUUGGCAAGAUUAGACAGUGGUCAACCACCACCUCUGCGUCCAACGGCCGAGCAAGCUGAAGAAGAAGCAGCAGCAGCACGGGCACGAGCAGAAAGAGAAAGCGGCGCGACGCCUUCCGGAGGAUCUGGAAAUCAGGCCUCCGGCUCGAAUAGUUUCGUGUCUAUUCCCAAUACACCCUCUGGUGUCGUCAGGCCCUCGCCAGCCAGGACAGAAGGCCAUUGGCAAGUUCGCCCGCCUAUGCCAGGUCCAGGUGAGAAGACUGCUCCGUACGAAGACUUGUGGCAGCGAACCCGUCUUGACUGGCUCAUCCUUUUCGAUUUGAGACUAUGGAAGAAAACACGUACCGACCUGCGUGAUCUAUACAUCAGUACAGUCGUAAACGUACCGCAAUUCAAGCGCAUCAUGGGUCUUCGCUUGUCAGCAUUGUACACUGCCCUGGCUCAGCUAUAUCUGAUUGCGGACCGAGAACCAGAUCACUCUAUCGUCAACCUGACAUUGCAGCUGCUCACCACUCCCUCUAUCACCGAAGAGAUUGUGCACCGUGGGAACUUCCUGACGAAGGUUAUGGCUAUUCUAUACACCUUCUUGACAACGCGACAAGUCGGGGAGCCCCAGUCUGUCAAUCCGAAUGCUAUCUUAGCAUUUGAUGGCUCUGUCACCAACAGGCGCCUGUACCACUUCUUCCUUGAUCUCCGAUAUCUGCUUCAGUCGGAAUACGUCCAGCACCGCGUUCGAACUGAAAGCCAGUAUCUGCCUCAAUUUUUGGACCUUGUAAAGCUCUCGCAAGGCAUUUGUCCUAAUGUGCGUGCUGUUGGCGAGCAUGUUGAAUAUGAGACAGACGCAUGGAUCAGCGCUUCCAUUCUUAUGCGCGAGAUCAAUCGGCUGUGUCGACAGUUCUGCGAAGCAUUCCGUAACCCCGAGGCGGAUAAUGGGCAGAACCUCCUGCGCGCGAUCAAGACGACGACCAUUUCGGCUAUUAUACACUCAGCAGGAGUGGAACGUAAGAGAUUCGAACAAGCUGAGAUCAAGGAAGAGGUCCGCUUCAAGACCCUUCCUCCCUUCGAUUUCGAAAUUGGGCCGUCUGGUGAGGUCCCAUGUCAUCGGGUAGUCGAGUUUGUUGUGGAGAAGGGCUCCAUCAGUUUCCACCAUGCCCUGCACUACACACUCUCAUGGCUUAUUGAGUGCGGGCGUAAUGUGAGUGGCGAUGUCAUGCGUAGUGUCCUUUUUGAAGCCGCACAAGCGGCACGGGAGGAGCUUCAUGCUUCUAAGGACGCAAGUGAAAAGGCCAUUGACGAAAGUCUUCUUGCUCUCGGGCCCGAGGACUUGCUUCUGACGAUGUUCGACUAUCCUCUGCGUGUUUGUGCCUGGCUUGCCCAGAUGAAGGCUGGCAUGUGGGUUCGUAAUGGACUCAGCCUUCGACAUCAAAUGUCACAGUACCGCGGAGUUUCAUCUCGCGACUUUGCGUACUACCGCGACAUUUUUCUUCUGCAGACUGCAUUGGUGACCUGUGAUCCCAGCAGAGUUCUUGCAUCGAUCGCUCAUCGGUUCGGAAUGGUCGACUGGAUGUCUCGGAAUUACAUGCCUCGAAGUGGCUACGAAGAUUCUCAGAUCGUUGACGUAGCUGAAGAAUUCGUUCAUCUCCUUGUCAUUUUAUUGACCGAUCGUACAUCCUUGACGGCCAUCGAUGACAGUGACCAUAUGACCAAGGAGAACAUCAGCCGAGACAUUGCCCACGUUCUGUGCUUCAAGCCGCUCUCGUUCUCUGAUCUUUCGACAAGGCUUAGUGACAAGCUGCUUGACUCGGACAUGUUCCAAGAUGUUCUCGAAACCGUCGCCAACUUCCGCCCUCCGGAGGGCUUGAGCGAUUCUGGGACAUUUGAACUCAAGUCUGAGUACUUUGAUCUGGUGGAUCCAUACAGCGCCCACUACACGAAGAAUCAGCGAGAUGAAGCCGAAAGCAUCUAUCGUGAGUGGAUGGCCAAGAAAACUGGAAAGAAGGCUUCGGAUAUUGUCUUUGAGCCAAAGCUUCGACCGAUCAGCUCUGGCGUCUUCUCUGAUCUUCCACGUUUCACUGGAACUAUGCUAUUCGCGCAGGUUAUUCACCAGUGCCUCGAAUACGUGAUUUCAUCGAGCGAGUGCACGCCGACAAUCCCACCGACACGGGUUGAGACCUUCUUGCAAGUUAUCCUGCACCUCAUUCUCGCUGCUGUGCUGGAAGACAAUACUCAAGAUGGAGAUAUGGAAACCGACGACAGGAAGUCUUUCAAUCUGCACGCUUUGUCCAAAUCCCGAGAAAUCAAGGCGGGCAAUUUGACCAUCGUUGGUCUGUUGGAGAGAAUCUCAGUCAUGAAUGAGUUUGUCUCCUGUGGCGCUAAGAUCCGCCAUAUCCUCAAGCGACUUUGGCAGAAACGACCCCGGACUUAUACCUCUGCAACUGCUUCCCUGAAAUUCCCGUAUGAUCGUAUCGAUACGAGUUCCCCUGCGAUUGACCUGGAUAAUGAGAAAGAAACCAAAAAGAAGCAGGCUCUGGAGCGACAGGCCAGAGUUAUGGCGCAGUUCCAGCAGCAGCAACAGAACUUCUUGAACAGCCAGGGAGAUAUUGACUGGGGCGAGGAAGACUUCAGCGAUCUGGAGGAAGAGACAGAAGCUGCACCCGAAACAAAAGCUUGGAAAUACCCAAGUGGCACUUGUAUUCUCUGCCAGGAGGAGACGAAUGACUCCAGGCUCUAUGGAACAUUUGCCCUGCUCCAGGAUAGCACAAUCCUGCGCCAGACAGACAUUCGGGACCCUGAUCGAAUCCGAGAGGUUCUCCGAACACCGACAAGCCUGGAUCGAUCUGCUGACGAAAUCCGUCCUUUUGGUGUUGCGGGUGAAAACCGGACCACUAUUCGCCGCCUCGACUCUUCCGGGGGUGAAGUGAUUAGUGAAAAGGUGGGACUGAGCAAAGGCUUUCACCCUAAGAGCACUUUGCGUGGCCCUGUGACGACUGGCUGUGGUCACAUCAUGCAUUAUUCAUGCUUUGAGGUAUAUUACGCAGCGACACAGAGGCGGCAUAGCCAGCAGAUUGCACGAAACCAUCCUGAGAACACCUUGCGAAAGGAAUUUGUGUGUCCACUUUGCAAGGCCCUCGGUAAUGCAUUCCUGCCCAUCACCUGGAAGGGCAAGGAAGAGUCUUACCCCGGAGCUUUGAGUACCGCUACUUCAUUUGACGAGUGGAUGAACACUGGUCUUAAGGAUGCUUUGAAUCAGCCUCAGAACAUUGCAAUUUUGAUGAUCGAAAAGGAAAAGGGUUAUCAGCAUUCUUACACUGAUAUGUUCGUUGACUACCUUUCGAAGACCCUUGUGCCUCCUUUGUCCUCCAGGGUUGCCCAGCUCAUUGGGCCAGCAAUGCAGUCUCCUGGCGGCUCGCAAUAUGUCUCAUCCACGUUGCGCAUUGACAUGCCAGGCUUCUACCCUGGAACGGAGGAAGGGCCUCCAUCAAGUCCAUUACAGCACGUCUCCAGUUCCUCUGAUAGUCCGAUUCUGGAGUUAGUCCAGAUCUAUCGACGACUCAAGAAGACUAUCAAGACGAAUCACAUUAACUCUAUCUUCAAUAACACCCCUGAGACUAUGAACGGCGAGGAUCUUGUGCACACUGAUUCGUUGAUGCGAAGCUUCGGAUUCAAUCCCCCCCCACUCACACUCACCCAUCUUCGUGUCCUGGCCGAAACGGCCUUGACAUAUGCUGCGGUUGGUUGCGUCAACUCCCACAACACCCAGAGUCGCCCAGCGCAAGAAUUCCAAGAGAUGCACCGACAAAGGAUCUGUCAAUUGCUUGUUGGUCACCCCUGUAUGAGCGGCACAACUCUCUUGAAUGAUGUUAGAAACAUUGAGCCUCUGCUCGCAAUGGAUACCUUCGUUUUCCUUGCAGAAUGCUCGCUUUCCUUGCUGCCAGUUCUCAACAUCGAUGUCCGCCACUUGAUCCAAUUGUGCUACGUUGCUGAGAUUGUCAAGGUGGCUGUCACUUUCAUCCUGUGGCCCCUCGGAUUGAAAGAGGAAAUUGCGUCGCACGAAGACACAGACAUUAACGACAACGAAUUGUCUACCGCUCGAUUCGAAGUAGCUAAGCACUUCUUCGACACAAUUGUUUCUGAGCUGAAAGCAAAUUCGGUCGGACGCGCUGAGGGAUCUUCCUGGCCCGCAGCAAGCGGCUAUGUCAAGGACGGAGAGGAGUCGGCAACACCAGCAGUCAUCAAAGGCUUGCGUCGCCUUAUUUCCAGCUACGCACUGACAUUCUUGCGCAAGGCGGCUAUUCUCCUUCAUGUCCAGCAUGGCGUCGAGUUCCCGAAUACUGGUUUUGCUGAUGUCGAUACACCAGAGCUCGAUAGACUCACAAACAUUAUGCAAUUGCCUCACCUGGACGAAAUUUUGUUGACCAUCAACCCAGCGAGACAGAGUAACAAGCCAUUCGACUCUAUCAUCUCCGGAUGGAUAUUCCACUGGAACGCAUCACGAUCAGGUAUCCGAUUCGAGGACCACCGCCUCUGGCCAAGUCUGCCCCACCCAGCAAUUUUCGAGCUCGUCGGCCUUCCGAAGUAUUUCGAUAGCCUUAUCGAGGAAGCAAACCGACGCCGAUGCCCAACUACAGGCAAGGAGCUUACCGAUCCAAGCAUUUGUCUCUUCUGUGGCGAAAUCUUCUGCUCGCAAGCUGUAUGCUGUAUGAAGGGCAAACAAGGCGGUUGCAACCAGCACCUGCAGAAAUGCGGCAAGAAUAUCGGCCUGUUCAUAAAUAUUCGCAAAUGUACUGUUCUGUAUCUCCACAACCGCAACGGAUCGUGGCACUUUGCCCCAUACCUCGAUCGUCACGGCGAAGUCGACCCCGGUCUUCGGCGUAACCGCCAGUUGAUCCUGAAUCAAAAGCGCUAUGACAGACUCUUACGUGACGUUUGGCUCUCACACUCCAUCCCUGCAACCAUUAGCAGGAAGCUUGAAUCUGAGAUCAACAACGGUGGAUGGGAAACGAUUUAA